CUCUAGUUCACAAAAUUUGCUUCUAAGUCAACUAAAUGUUUAUCUUUAAUUAACCAAGUGUUUUAAGAAAAGAAAAAACUCCGAAAGUCAAUCGUCGUCUUGUGGUUAUCGCGUUUGCUUUGUAAUCACAAGGUCCGUGGUUCGGUCCACAGCGCGGGCAUGUUUCACAAGUGUCUUUACCGCAGUCACGGGUCAACCCAUGCCAUGUGAGAGAAAUUGGGUAGGCUAGCCGGUGUAUACCUAAUGUAUACAUUCCGAACACUGGACCCACAUUAAUAACAGUGUUUGCAACGCUGAAGUGGCUAUAUCCUGUACAAAUAUUCGGAAUAAUAAUAACAAUAAUCCUCUCAAAAACUUAACUAUGAUUUUUGAAUUCCUCACUCACAUCAAGAGAUAUAUUCUACUUCUCAUUUCUAUAAUUCUAGGUCACAUGUGAGGUAUUUGUAAAUUUUGUGCAUCGUGUUAAAAAGAGUAGAGAAGAGGAUAUUAUUGUUCACUCCUGAAUGAGUAACUGUCGGCUCGUUCUCUGAUACUUUUGUCUUUUUAAUAUAUGCGACUGCAAAAAUUACCCUGGCACCGCAACCUCGUCUCCAGGGCUCCUUUCUCUAUCUCUGACAAUCUCGGACGGCGAGUCAGAAAGAGAGUCCUGGGGACAAGGUUGCCUGGCACCGAUGUCCGCGUUUUCAGUCAGGAUUAUACAUUUUUUAUAACUAUGAUGAUAAUGAUAUGCAAGAAAAAAGCAUUGGGAACGAGAACUCACCCUAAAUAAUUUUUUCGUCGUCCUCUGUCGUAUCAAAAAGGCAGAAAUACCCAAGAAAGGGGUUAAAAGAAAAUUGUAAUUUCUGAAACGUGAUUGAAUAAGCAACAUGUCAGUUUGAUAAAAAGUCUAUCUCCGUCCCCAGGGUCUUUAGGCCCCUGAGCAAUUAAAGCAAAAUGCCCUGGAAACGAGGUUGCCCGCAGUCCUCAAGUAAAAUCAAAACAUUACAUUGCGCGGGAAGUGGUUCAUAACCAAUCAAAUUAUUUUAAUAUUACUAUUCUUUUGUUUUGUUCUGGAGUGAAAAUCCAGAAGCCACAAAUUUAUUUUUUAGCUGCAAACUUAUGAGAUAAAAGUGGUCUGGGUACAAUCUUGUUUCUCGGCAUGAUAAUCAAUUUUUCACAAUUUGAAUGAUGACAAAACAGUUGGCAAUUGAAUAUUGAAUCAAAAUUUAUAUAAUAAUAUUUUCUUUUUUGCAUGAGUAAAUAAUUAAUUUUAGAUUAAACCUGACCUAAUUGGCUGUCAUUUCACAUUUAACCUUAUUGCGAAUAAAACUCGGUGAUUUUCAAGCAUAGCGAGUGUAAGUCACAUUAAUUCGCCAGUAUGUCGGAGUAAUGAAAAGUCACGUUUGAGAAAAGGCUGCGAUAAUAAUAUGGAAAAUGAUUUAUACAACUAUGGCGAGCACCAAGGUUUAGACAACAGUUUGAACUCUCUUAUAAAACUAGUCGAGAAUAACAUGAAAGCUAUACAAUACGAAACAGAAAACUUAUACUCAUCUGAGAUCAAUAAGGAUCAAUACUCGUACAAGGGUAUCCCUUAUGAUACAAAUACGUAUUGGAAAAACCAUUAUUGGGAUGAUAACAAGAAUUUUUCAUUUCGACAAAGAGAACCAGUUGAUGUCUGGACCGAAAAACAAACAGACAUAUCUAAUUGGGAUGAGAAGCCAGCAUUGGAUAUAGCUAAUUGGCAAGAAAAACCAGCCAAAGACAUUGCUAAUUGGCAGGAAAGACCACGAGUUGAAGUCAAAUGGCUAGAAAGACCGAAAGAAAUAUCCUACUGGAGAAAUCAACCAAAGGAUAUCGCUUCCUGGCAGGAUGCUUUGGAGAGGAAUCACGAAAGAACCUAUGGUGUAUGGGGAGAUUAUUUUCGCCAAAUUAAUAAACCGAAAAAAGAUAAUAACCCGAAACGGGUUCAGUUCACCAAUCACCAUAAUGGCAUAGUUGUUCCGGAUAACUACAGAAACCUUUUCGAGCCCCGUGAGAAAGAAAAUAAAUUAAGUAAGAAAAAUUCGGUCAUUUUUGGCGAUGAAUUGGACAGUAAUUGGAUUAGAAAAUUCCGCUUAGAUUCUGUAGAGAAAUGUCACAGAUGUCAGAAGGACAUUUUUCCGUCAGAGUUGAUUCGUCUUGCUGAUAAAACGUGGCACAAAUGGUGCAUCAAGUGUAAACAGUGCUGGCUCACCUUAGAUGAUCCAAACAACAUCAAAAUGUUUUCAGGAGAAAUUUACUGCAACCGUUGCCACAACAAUAUGCUUACGUCAUCAUUCUAUCAAUUAAACCCAGAAAUGGCGCCUUAUUAUAGAUCAGGGUUGAAGGUGGAACCUGACGAUAAUAAAUUAAAACACGCGCUUGCUAGAAAAUACUACAAUGGCAGAUACCAUAUGUUUGAUCGAAAACCUGUUUAUGAAGAAUUCGGUUUGUGGAAUAACACGUAUCAAUACCCAUACGAACACAUCUACGAGAAUCAAGAUGCUAUACUCAUUAACUCGUAUAGAAACCCCUCAAAACCUAAAAAACCGUUAAGAGGUAUUCUAAAACGUUUCAAACCUCUACCACCCAACCCUCCAGAGUAUUUACUACUUCAUAAACAGUUUAUGCACCCUCUUAGUCGACGAUACUUGGAAGAAAUCGAGAGGAAAUCGAUAAAAUACGAUAAUACGCUUGAUGAUAGAAAGCAUCUGUUGGAAAACGAUAAAAUUACGAUCAAUUUGAAUAAAAAAGAACCACAUCAAAGUGCUGAGGAAGGUAAUGGUUUUCAGACCGUAUACGAAACCAUCUUAAAGUCGGCUCGAGAUACUUGGAUAGAUGAAUACGGCGUGCCCGUUCGAAAUAAAAAAUAUAUGUUUGAAAAUUGGAUUGAGAACAAAAACCGUUCAUCGUUCGUUGAUAAGGAAUAUCGAUUGCCGAAUUACUAUGAGCAAAGAUCUGCCAAUGUCAUUCGACACGAGGCUGUGCCUUUACGUAGCGUUGCACGAAUCAAGCAAGAUUUUUAUAAUAAUAUCAACAACCAGAAAGUAGAUGAAAGAAAAACGCACAGUUUAAGAAGGGGAGAUGUUACAAAUAAAAUCGUUGAAAUUGAAAACAUGAAUCUGACAAGUAAGGACGUUGAGAAGGACGCAUGGAGAGACGAUAUGAAAAGUUAUGAAGAAAACCAAAACAUUCCAGGAGGUGAAGACAUACAAAUCUAUCAAACUCGAACUCAAUCCCCUGAAUCUGAGAAUCAACCGAGGCAUGUCAAAAGCCCUGAAGAUGCAAAGAACGAGAUUAAGCAAAAAAACCCUGUUAAUAAAACUAAUAAUGUUGAGUCAAAAAACGAGUUGGAAACAUCGUCCAAGCCUCAAAGGGGAGAAAAAGUAUACGUUCCUAGUGAAGAUGGGAAACGGAUGCAACGUCCUUCUAGCAUAAAAACAAAAUCAAGUGCAAAAACAAAUAAAUCGGAAAAGAAGGUUUCCUUUACAGGCGAGCCAGAACCUGCGAAGGGACCUGCAGUUGUUGAAUUUCGCCUGUCCAAAGAUAAUCGUUUUUAUCUUGAUAAACUUGAGAACGAUCGUGAGGAUGCCAAACAGGCGUCGUUCAAAUAUGUAGGUGAUUUUAAAGAGAAAAAGGAACAGGUCGAUGAAGAACCGAAAGCCCCGGGGAAGGAUAUAACAAACGAAACACUUAGUCCAGGAAGGAGAGCAUACUCCAGCACGGAUCGGAAAUUUGAACAGCGUGGGAGUAAAGCUCAAGUGCGAGAACAAGAGGAUACACCAAAAACAGUGGAAAUAGACAAUACCAAAUCGUUGGAACCGCAAAGUCCUCUCUACCACCCACAAGAACUUAAGCAGGUAGAAGAAGUAAAAGAUGAACCUGUUGAAAAGAUUGAAAAAGUUAAAGAAGUUGUAAAAAUUGAAAGUAAGGAGGAGGGUGCAGACAAUGCUCCUCAUAAUGACGUCAUACCACCAUUAGUUCAAAACCAAAUGCAUGCAAUAGAAGUACCUGAUUUUCACACGGUAACCGAACGAAAAGGCUCUGACGUGUCUGUUAUUUCACAAGAAAAGCCCCAACCGAAAAUUGACUUAGCAAGCACGUUCCAGCCUUAUCAAAGAGCUUCAUUUACAGAUCUUGUUGAUACUGGUAACAAUCACAUGAGAGGGAUGAAGAAAAAGAAGCCAAAAUCUAAAGGAUUUUUCCGAAAAAUAAUAGGACUUUAAAAACCGCCGUUAUUGAAGUUCCCUGUUAAUCAUGAUAUAAAUUUGGGUUUACGAAUCUAAAAAUACCCUUAUCAAACCACAAGGAUAAACAGAUCAGUUUUUUACGGCUCGUCACGUGAACACUGCUAACCAAUGAAAGCUCGUACGAAGCUAUGUAAACCAAUAAAAAACAGCAUUAAAA
This is a messenger RNA of Hydractinia symbiolongicarpus, 4404 nucleotides long. RefSeq lists its product as uncharacterized. The coding region runs from base 1407 to 4223 and encodes 938 amino acids. The transcript has 2 exons. The record is from RefSeq and is a predicted model, not a curated record. Lineage: Eukaryota; Metazoa; Cnidaria; Hydrozoa; Anthoathecata; Hydractiniidae.